GAGCGUGGCCUAAGUCGCAAACCGCGCCAUCUACCAUCGUCAUCCGCCGCACUGUCCUGUUGCUGUCUUCGGCAAGAAGCUGCUGAGUUUGUGUACUCGAGCACCUCGACGACGCUUCGACCCCGCGCCCCUUCCACGGCUUCGACCACGUCCACCUCGACUUCGGCUACUACGGCACUAAAAGUCUAUCAUCUGCAUGAGUCUCCAGUCAAAGCUUUCGCACCGGCAUUCCGACUGCAGGGGGGAUACAUCUCCAUUGUUCUCCAGUCUAACUGUUCGUGUUGCUACCGCUACGACUGCGGGGGGAUGUUAGAGUAUAUUAGGCAACUCCGGAUAUGGUUAGUUUAGGAUUGAUUGUAAUCCCGGGAUAACCUUCCUUAUCUCUAGAAGAGGCUACUUGCCCUCCAAGCCAUGUACUCCUAUAUAUUCGCCCUAGGGGCUCAAUGCAAUACAUCGACCACAUUAUACGCAUCCUACUUUCUUACUGCAACCUAGGGGCUUCCUUUUUUUGGAGACUUAUUAGCAGACUAGCCUAGUUGAACCGUAAUAUUUCAGACUUUCACAUUUAUUUUAGGCUACUGAAGAUGCACGUAAAGUGGCUGAAGAGGAAAGGGCUCUUGCGCUUGCUGAAAUUGAAAAGGCUAGAGCUGCAAUAGAAAAGGUUGAGAAAGCAUUGCAGGUGCAUGAUUCUGCUUCAAGUAGCAGGGAGAAGGAGGAGAUAGAGGAACUUAGGAAAGAGGUCCGAGAGGCUAGGAGAAUAAAAAUGCUACACCAGCCAAGCAAGGUCAUGGACAUGGAGUUUGAACUUAAGGCACUGCGGACCCUCAUCUCAGAGAAAACUCAGCUUUGCAAUCAGCUAAAGAAAGAGCUUGCCAUGAUCAAGAGGCUGGAGGAGGAUAGUUCCGACCUCUUUGAGCUUGAAGGUUCUGAUACCCUUGGAUCACAGUUUUGUAUUAUCCCUCGAGUUGAUGGUGCUCCAAACAUCACAAACUGUCCAAUUCAGUGGUACCGCGUAAUUUCUGGAGGCACCAGAGAGCUCAUAUCCGGAGCAACAAAAUUUACAUAUGCUCCGGAACCGUUUGAUGUUGGUCGAUUAUUGCAAGCAGAGAUAGUUUUGAAUUCAGAUAAAAUUAUAGUUCAGACAGAUGGUCCUAUAGAGAAUGCUGCAGGACUUGAACGUUAUGUGGACUCACUAAUGAGAAGGACAGAUAUUGAGUUCAAUGUGGUAGUCGCCCAUAUGAAUGGGAAGGAUUACUCAUCAAAUUCUGUCCAUGUACUUCACAUUGGAAAGCUAAGAAUAAAACUCCGAAAAGGAUGGUCUACAAAAGCAAGAGAAUCGUAUUCUACUACGAUGAAGCUAUGUGGGAGCCGUGGUGGCGGUAAUGCUGCAGCUAGGGCAGUUUUCUGGCAAGCCAGGAAAGGCUUGUCCUAUACUCUAGCUUUCGAAACAGACAGGGACAGGAAUGCUGCCAUUAUGAUUGCUCGCAAAUUUGCUUCAAAUUGCAAUGUCGCUCUCACUGGCCCAGGCAAUCAAUUCACCUGAUGAAGUGAUCAUGCAUGUUUUUGACAGUGACACAGUACAUAAUUAGGGUGUGGAUUGGCUGAUUGGGUGGUUGUCCACUAGAGGUUGUACACUGCGUGAGGCUUUCCCCUUUUCAUAUGUUUUAUGGAAGCAUUGUUUUUGUUUGCCUGCCAGAUGUGCAAAUCGAUCACUGUUCUUGUGCGUUAAGCCUGUAAUACUGAGCGGAAUAGGCUUGGUCGUUAGUCUCGCUGGGAGACUUACCUUAUUGAGUUACCAAGAUGUACAGACAGCUGGUCUCCCGAAGUCAUAUUAUUGAUGUUAUUCAGGUGGUAUUUAGUGGAUUUGUGAUGUGUGGA
Molecule: messenger RNA, 1878 nt
Organism: Panicum virgatum (switchgrass)
Lineage: Eukaryota; Viridiplantae; Streptophyta; Magnoliopsida; Poales; Poaceae
Product: stomatal closure-related actin-binding protein 1-like
Exons: 9
Coding region: 764-1543 (259 amino acids)
Biological process (GO): regulation of stomatal movement; actin filament organization
Molecular function (GO): actin binding
Source: RefSeq, a predicted model, not a curated record